Molecule: messenger RNA, 1488 nt
Organism: Pelagomonas calceolata
Lineage: Eukaryota; Pelagophyceae; Pelagomonadales; Pelagomonadaceae
Source: the annotation of a GenBank genome assembly
AAAAGCUCUCUUUCACGCAACACUCUCGCAGCUCGGCACUGCGGCGAAUUAACCUGAGCCCGAGUCCCUCGCACUGUACCAAAAAUCAGGCGGCAGCUGGCUCUUGAGCUCCGCGGCUGCCCUACCUGUACCACGGGUCCGAGGGCUGCCCUCACGUGUACCACAAAGUUCAGAGUCAAGCAGACGCCACCAUGGCCCAGCGGCCCGCCGCGCCGACGCUGAGCCCCGCGCCAGACAAUAACAAGCUCGCGUACCUCGAGUUCGACGUGCCGACCGCCGGCGCCCCGACCCAUGCGAUGGUGUACGUACACGACGACGUGACCGACAGGACGCUUAUGUACGACGGGCAGACGCAAAAGUUGUUGCUAAACGGCGAACGGGGAAAGCUGCUCACCCUCGAAGAAAACGGGAGAACGUCUCGGCGCAAGCGCCUCACCGUCGCGGGGCUCUGGGCCGGCACGUUCACGGCCACGGUGGCUUUUCGCGCGGCGGACGAUCUAGAGUUUGGGCCCACGUCGCCCGACAGCGCGCCGCUCGAGCGCGCUCCGGCCCCGGCUUGUGGCGCGCCGAUGCUCGAGCCUGUCUCCGAUACGCAGAUUAGGGUCCACUUUGCGGUUCCGCACGGCUGUGAAUCUGCAUGCGUUGAGUUUUACGAAGAUGGAUCGAGGCCCGGACUAUCUGGACGAUCUGUCGACCCACGAACGUGCACGCUGAGGAAAUUUGGCGAGAGCGGACCGCCGUUUGCCGUGACGGGCGACACAACAAUUGUUGUCAAUAAUCUAUCAAGUAAGAUCUCCUACAGCGUGAAUGUACGUGCGCACAAUGGCAUCGACUGGGGCGACGAUUCCCCAUCAAGCAAACCGAUGAGGCUCGCCGACUACAAGCCGCGAGUUCCGUGUGUGCCAGUCGUGGAUCAAAUCUCCUCAGACUCGGUACGCGUGUUCUGCGCGCCGCUAUCGAACUGUACUGAUGCAAUCAUCUUUUUCAAGAACGGACGCGACCUGAUGAUGGUAGACUCCUCUAGGGGCAACAUGCUAUCUCGACUUGAAAAUUGGAGGAAGGCGUCACCGCGUGCUGAUUGCUAUAAAGGCGUCGUCGUGCCCGGUUUGUCGCCCGAUACGGAGUACGAGGUGUAUUGCAAGCAAGGUAAUGUAUUUGGCUGGUCUUCCGGCUCACCAUCUGUGCCAGGCUGCAAGUUCCGCACGCUGUCCGACGUCGAGAUCACUGGCACGCAAACGCAAGCCGAGCGUGACCUGGAGCUUCGCAGGCAAGCGGUGGACGCCGACGCCGACGACGAUCCGCCGCCCGCGUCGCAGCCCGUAAAAAAGGAGAAGAAAAACGGAUACGCAGUGGACGGCUUCGUCGUCGACACUGACGAUGAGGAGGCCCCCGCCGCGGAGCCGGCGGCCAAGCGGCGGAAAGGGACGCCUCCAUGGGACUGGACCACGGCGCCCUUGUAGGAUGUCUAAUGAAUCAAAAUAGAACGAA